AUGUUUUUAAGAACAUUUAACACAAAUCAUGCAUUUUUAUAUGUUGCUUUGAAUGGAGGACUUCAUAUUCUACAUUCGCAGAAUAAUAGAGUUGUUAUACUAUUAAAGACACCUAUGUAUGACCUUAAAGAAAAUUUUUCAGAACUGCAAUUAUUUUGUUGA
Molecule: messenger RNA, 162 nt
Organism: Arxiozyma heterogenica
Lineage: Eukaryota; Fungi; Ascomycota; Saccharomycetes; Saccharomycetales; Saccharomycetaceae
Exons: 1
Coding region: 1-162 (53 amino acids)
Source: RefSeq, a predicted model, not a curated record